Messenger RNA from Strongylocentrotus purpuratus (purple sea urchin), 735 nucleotides. RefSeq names its product D-beta-hydroxybutyrate dehydrogenase, mitochondrial-like. Bases 130 to 675 code for a protein of 181 amino acids. The record is from RefSeq and is a predicted model, not a curated record. The transcript has 2 exons. Lineage: Eukaryota; Metazoa; Echinodermata; Echinoidea; Camarodonta; Strongylocentrotidae. Gene Ontology annotation, molecular function: oxidoreductase activity.
AGUAUCUUGAACAAUUCAACAUAAAGUUCACACAAGUUUUCAUAUUUUUUCUUUACUGCAGGUUUAUGGGCCGUUGCUAACAAUGCCGGAAUUUCUUGCUUUGGUCAAGCAGAGUGGUGCACUGUUGAUAUGUUCAAGCGAAUCGCUGAUGUCAAUCUAUGGGGAACCGUCCGGGUGACAAAUGCCUUCACGCCACUCGUUAGGAAAUCUAAAGGUCGAAUCGUGAACAUUGGUAGCGUGCUGGCACGCCAGGGUACUGCAGGCUUCGCCCAUUACUCCAUCAGCAAACAUGGCGUCGAGGCCUUCUCCCAAUGCCUGCGCUACGAGCUCCGAAACUUCGGUGUUCGCGUCAGCAUCGUCGAGCCCGGCAACUUCAUGGCCGCCACCAACAUCUACACCAACGAGAACAUCGACGGCGUCCGCGACGAGCUCUGGGCGAACAUGAAAGACGAGCAGAAGACUGUCUUCGAAAAGGACUUCAAUAGCAUGGUUGACAUUGUUCGGUUCUCAAGGACAAUAGGUUCGGCGGACACGUCGCCUGUGGUAGAUUGUUUUCUGGAUGCGGUCUUGAACGAGAGUCCGCGGGUAAGGUACGAACCGAAGGACUUAUACUGGACGAUCCGUACACUCAUCUUGGCGCAUUUUCCUGAAGAGAUUUCAGAUCUUAUAUUCUAAUGUCGUUGUCGACCCCUAUCGUCGAGUUCUACUUAGAAAUUUGAAUAGGAUGUUUUGCUG